CUGCAUCUCUGCUACUCUCUCACUAAAGCGGAUAGAUUUCGGGCUGGGCUGGCAACCCGGGAACGCGCGCCCCCCGCACUAGCAGAUGAUCAGUGGCGAUGUUAACAUUGUCGUCACUCGUUCUGCUGUUCGUACUAGCCAUUGCCAUUCAGGGAGCAUUCGGAACCCAUAAACCUUCUAAAUCGUCAGAUUCUUGCGAGCUUUUUUGGAGCUCCCGGCAAAGUCUUGGCUACGAACAGGGAAUCCAGCUACAAGUCUGCUGCAAUGUAACUAGUGUAAAAAUCUGGGGCUUCCAUGACCCGUCCAACUUCAAAAUCUCUCGAGUCGUCUUCGAAUCCGAUUUCCCACAAGUAGCUGACGACAUGUAUUCAGAACUUCAGUUAUCGCUCUGCUCAGAUCGGCCGGAACCAACAAUCGGUUGGGUAGGAGCAAAGCCCGGAGUACACUGCACCUACAGCACUGGCCAAACCCUGAACAUUCCUCACGGAGCUGUGACCAUCCCGAACUGGUAUGUGAUCUGCUACAAGAUGACAAAUGGAUGCCAGACGUGCAGACUGGAUAUACUCUGCGAAAACGACUUGACCGCCGCCUGUGCCGAUCGUUAUAUACUGGGAUCGUCUCCGAGAGCCUCUAAUGACAGCAUCGAUUACUGGGUGAAGGCUGGCGUGGAAUUUCCUUUCGAAAACUCUUCUCACAUAGAGCUCACAACUUCUGUGCAACGUACACAUAGAGUGGUCGACGUGCAAAACGUUCCAGCAACGGCUGGUACUAAGCAGCGCCUUGUUGUAAACAACCUGGAACCAAAUGAAGUUUAUGACAUCAAAAGAUGUGUUGUCACUCAUCUGCCUUCAUCACUGACGACAGAUAGGCGUUUCUCCUUUGGCAAUGAAUCAAAUCGGCUUUGUUCCGAAGAGGGCUAUCGAACACAACCAAGCAGCAGUUCUCACCUCACUGGCCUUUGCCUCGUAUAUUUUGCAAUGUUUAUGUAUGCCGCUCUUGCAGCAGUGAUCGUAAAUCAGAUUGACAAGUUCUGGCUCGUGCCAAUGGGACUGUUGCUUUUAGUGGGCAGCUAUGCCAUUCUCUUCAUACAUGCGUUUACUCACAAUCACAGCAAGACUAAUAUAUCCUACGCGGAUGCACUCAAGGACGUAACUAAGAACAUCUCGGAAUCGGCAACCACAACGUUUUCAUAAAAUUCCCC
This is a messenger RNA of Cylicocyclus nassatus, 1201 nucleotides long. The record is from the annotation of a GenBank genome assembly. NCBI's taxonomy places the organism in Eukaryota, Metazoa, Nematoda, Chromadorea, Rhabditida, Strongylidae.